UUACACAGCUUUUCUGUUUUUAUUUUUCCGUUAGAGGGAGUGGACGGGAAAGAAAUACCUACCUGAGAGCGAGUGGCGAAUUGUAUCCCUCACGCACAGCGGCAUGAAAAUCUGCCAUCUCUAAGGUCGCUAGUGGAUCACGACGAUCCCGGCGAUCUCGAUUUUAUCUGGAUUCGGUCGUGUGUGUGCAGGUGAAGUGUUAAAGCACGCUUGGGCACAAUUAGGUGGAGUUUUGUAUCAUUCUUGUGAUGGGCAGGCCUGACAAAGGCAUGGGAAUGCAAUUAUAAAGAUUUUGAAUCCAAAGUUUCUCCCGAGAAAGGCAACGUACUGGGUUUCUUGAAGGCUCUGUGCCUUGCAUGAGGAUACCGAACAGUGGAGGGCAUUGUACGGACAAAAGAUUGCUGGUGGAGGCAUUGUUCUUGCUAGAGAUUAUGAUGCCCAUUUGGCCUAAAUGCUGCUCUGAAGCCACAGAAUUGCUGGAUCCUACAAUGCAGGUUGGAUAGCGUCCUUUUAAUAUCUGCUUACUACAAAGUGGAACCAAGCUGAAGCCCGAAGGUGAACUCUUUUGCUCCAAACUUUUAGCUAUUGGGUCAUGCAAGCGUCCUUGAAUUCGUGCAUUAUUCAGAGACUACUAUUUGCCUCUGUUAGUGGGUUGCAGCGGCAGAUCCAGAUUAGCUCAAAAGGAUUGGGUAUUUUGAGAUGCUUUCAAUGUAAGAGGAGCAAUGGUGUGGAGGAUUCUUGGGCAUGGAGAAAUGUGGAAUUGGUACCAGAGAAUGGAUUUGAAAUCUGUUGCUUCUCAGCUAAAAGGUGUUAAAGCAAAGCCUCCAAUGCUUCAAAGAGCUAGAAUUAAGGUCUGGUUUGUUCGAGUGAGUUCCAGUAUUUUGCUAUGGACAUGCCUUAUUCAGUUGAUGGCUCUGGGAGAGCUCUGGCAUCCUCAUUUACCCAUGGGCUGGCCUACUUGUUUCAAUCGCCGCGAACUCGCUGCUGCUCAGAUUCCUAACAUUACCCAAAUUAGCAACCAUAGAACGGAUGUCGUUCUUUUGCCUCCAUAUGCUGUUCCUUCACCUCGAGAUGCUAAUCCUCCACCAAGAAUAUAUAAGAAUAAUGGCUACUUGAAGGUGUCCUGCAAUGGAGGCUUGAAUCAAAUGAGAGCAGCGAUUUGUGAUAUGGUGACCAUAGCACGGUAUUUGAAUUUGACUCUGGUGAUUCCAGAGCUUGAUAAGACAUCAUUUUGGGCUGAUCCCAGUGAGUUUGGUGAUAUAUUUGAUGUGAAACACUUCAUUACUUCUUUGAGAGAUGAAGUGCGCAUCAUAAAGAGACUCCCAGAGAAGUUUAAUCGGAAGGCGCAGAGCAAACUAUUUGUGAUGCCACCUGUAAGCUGGUCAAGUCACAAGUACUACUUGAAACAGAUUCUACCUUUGUUUCGCAAAAAUAAGGUCAUCCAUUUCAACAAGACAGAUGCACGUUUGGCAAACAAUGGACUCCCCUUGAAGCUUCAAAAGCUGCGUUGUAGGGUCAAUUAUAAUGCUUUAAAAUUUACUCCACGAAUAGAGGAUCUGGGUCAGAGAUUAGUAAAGAUGCUGAAAGACAAAGGGUUUUUCAUCGCUCUUCAUCUAAGAUAUGAGAUGGACAUGCUAGCAUUUUCUGGCUGUACACAUGGCUGCACUGAGAAAGAGGCAGAUGAACUCACACAAAUGAGGUAUGCAUAUCCUUGGUGGAAGGAGAAAGUAAUCAUAUCUGAACAAAAACGAUCAGAGGGCCUGUGCCCUCUGACACCAGAGGAGGCUGCACUGGUUUUGAAGGCCUCAGGCUUUAAUAAGGAUACACAAAUCUAUAUUGCUGCAGGUGAAAUAUAUGGUGGUGAAAAAAGAUUGGCGGCAUUACGCGCAGUGUAUCCUAACAUUGUUCGCAAGGAGAUGCUUUUGAGUUCAAAUGAUCUGAAAUCUUUCCAGAAUCAUUCAUCACAAAUGGCUGCAUUAGACUAUUUGGUCUCGAUUGCAAGUGAUGUUUUCAUUCCCAGCUAUGAUGGGAACAUGGCAAAGCUUGUUGAAGGGCACCGAAGAUAUCUAGGAUUCCGUGAAACUAUUUUGCUAGAUCGUAAAAAGUUGAUUCCAUUGCUUGAUAUGUACCAAAAUCGGACAUUGGUGUGGGAUGAAUUCAAAGUGAAUGUGAGACAGGUACAUAAGAAUCGUAGAGGUGCACCUACACAGAGAAAAGUUAUCUCUGAGAAGCCUAAAGAAGAAGACUACUUCUAUGCCAACCCUCAAGAGUGCCUUUGUAAUUCAUCAUCCCUUUCUAGUUCAUGAUGUCUGACUAGUUAGUAGUUUCAAGAAUAUACUAAUUAUACAAUGAAAGAACUACUAUGCCAGUUUCUAUAUCACCCGUGUCGUGUAAGCCUCUUUUCGAAUAUGGAAAGACAAAAAACUAAGGGUUUUGAUGUCAACAUAGAAGCUCCAACUGCUAGAAAGACAUGAAAAGCAAAACCUUUUGACCUCUGGAGUCAGAAGUGAUAGGUGCAAGAAGCCAUUUCUACAACGGGAUACACAGACAAGGUGGUGGUAAUUCCAGUGUAGAUAAUUCUUCUUUGAGGAAAUCCCAGAAAUAAGUAGUCGAUUGACAGAUCUAUUCUGAUCUUAUACAGAUCUGUGUUUCCAUUGAACUUCAACAAGAAUUUGUAAAUUAGUGCCAGCCACUGGAAGCAAGCUACAGUGGUAUUUUGCUGUUGCGUGAUUAUUUAUUGUUUUGAGGCAUUCUUUGUCCAAAUGCUAGUUGAUUCGUUGAGUUUGUCCCAGCAAUAGAGAAUGGUCUUUAGGCCUUCUCAUGGCGCUCAAAAGAGGAGGCAAAUGAACUUCUUGUACUUAAAAAUAUCAUGGUGAAGCAUUCCCUUUUGGGGAAAUGGCAUUUUAUUC
Cryptomeria japonica (Japanese cedar) is the source of this 2909-nucleotide messenger RNA. Its product is annotated as rhamnogalacturonan I rhamnosyltransferase 1. Lineage: Eukaryota; Viridiplantae; Streptophyta; Pinopsida; Cupressales; Cupressaceae. Bases 723 to 2306 code for a protein of 527 amino acids. Gene Ontology annotation, cellular component: cytoplasm. The transcript has 9 exons. The record is from RefSeq and is a predicted model, not a curated record.